Messenger RNA from Ziziphus jujuba (common jujube), 1971 nucleotides. Its product is annotated as wax ester synthase/diacylglycerol acyltransferase 6-like. Gene Ontology annotation, molecular function: long-chain-alcohol O-fatty-acyltransferase activity; diacylglycerol O-acyltransferase activity. The coding region runs from base 211 to 1692 and encodes 493 amino acids. Gene Ontology annotation, biological process: triglyceride biosynthetic process. Gene Ontology annotation, cellular component: plasma membrane. The transcript has 7 exons. NCBI's taxonomy places the organism in Eukaryota, Viridiplantae, Streptophyta, Magnoliopsida, Rosales, Rhamnaceae. The record is from RefSeq and is a predicted model, not a curated record.
CUCUCCCACCAUUUAAAAGAAUUUCAAGUGACUUUUCCAGCUUACCAUUUUGACCAAAGCCCUGUACUGUAAAUUUAGGAGGACAAAAAAUCUGCAUUCUCCAUAGGCUGUUGAAGCCCGGGCCAAAAAAAAAAAAAAAAAAAAAAAAAAAGAGGAAGAAGAAGCAAGCAUAGAAGAAAGAAGAGGAAGUAGUGGAAGCAAAGAACAGAGAUGAAUACGGGCGAGUCGUCACAGCCGUCGUUGUCAUGGCCGGCCGGAAAACAGUAUCUUAGUCCGGCAGCUCGCUUAUUUCAUUCGCCGAGAUUCAAUUGUUAUAUCAUAUCAAUCCUGGGCUGCAAAACAAACAUCAAUCCGGACGUUGUUAAAGCUGGUUUAAAACAAACUUUGCUUAAACAUCCUCGAUUCUCUAGCAAGCUGGUUAGCAGUGAAAGGGGGUGUGGAAAAAGAAAAUGGACUCGAACGUCGGUAAAUCUUGAAGACCAUGUUAUAGUUCCAAACUUUGAUUCGGAAAUAGACUCUCCGGAUCGUUUUGUAGAAGACUAUAUUUCCAACAUAACGACAACCCCUCUUGACUUUUCAAAACCUUUGUGGGAACUUCAUCUCCUAAACGUCAAAACUUCAUAUGCAGAAGCAGUCGGAGUUUUCAGAAUUCACCACUCUGUUGGUGAUGGAGCAUCUCUCAUGUCGCUUCUUCUUGCCUGUACCCGGAAAACCUCUGACCCGGAUUCAUUGCCUACAGUUCCAACAAUGAAGAAACGGACCCGUUCGAGUGAUUCAAGCUGGUUUUGGAGGUUUUUAUGGGUUAUUUGGUCAGUAUUAAUAGUGAUAUGGAACACUUUUGUCCAUAUUGUGUUGUUUUUAGCAACUACUCUGUUUUUGAAAGACACAAAGACUCCCAUUAAAGGUGAACUUGGUGUUGAGCUUGCCACCAAGCGAUUCGUUCAUCGAACGGUUAGUCUUGACCACAUAAAGCUGAUCAAGAACUCUAUGAAAUUGACAGUGAAUGAUGUUAUAGUGGGAGUGACACAAGCCAGUCUCUCGAAGUAUCUAAACCGCCGAUAUGCAGCUCAAAAUCAGAAAGAUGGAGGAUCAAACCAUAAGAGAAACAAUCUUCCGAAAAGUAUUCGCCUUAGAGCAGCUAUUCUGAUCAACUUAAGACCAACUGUGGGGAUUCAGGAUUUAGCAGAGAUGAUGGCUAAGGAUUCCAAAACCAGGUGGGGUAAUUGGAUUGGAUAUAUACUCGUUCCCUUCACCAUUGCUUUGCAAGAUGAUCCAUUGAACUACAUUCUUCAAGCCAAAGCUAUGAUCGAUCGAAAAAAGCUGUCGCUUGAAGCUAUCUGCACUUUUGCAACAGCCAAACUUAUAAUCACAACAUUUGGAGCUAAGGUGGCAGGAUUCAUAGCGCACAGACUUCUUUCUAAUACAACAAUGGCCUUCUCAAGCCUGGUCGGUCCAUUAGAAGAUGUUAGCUUUUAUGGCCAUCCAAUAACUUUCAUUGCUCCUAGUGUUUAUGGUCAUCCACACGCUCUGACAAUCCAUUUCCAAAGCUAUGUGAACAAGAUGACUAUUGCUUUAGCAGUUGAUCCGAGUGUGAUUCCUGAUCCUCAUCAGCUGUUGGAUGAAAUAGAAGAGUCUCUCAAACUCACUAGGGAUGCUGUUGUGAAAAGAGAACUCACCCAAGAACCUGUCUAAGAGACUUGUUCACAGUUUUUAUGCCUCUACAUUUGGCAUAAUUUCUUAAUGAUUAUUGAAUCGUUUCUUCCAAAUAUAAAUGAUAAAUUAAAUAUAUCAGAUUCUAUUGAUUACUUUUUUCAAUUGUCUGUUAUGUUUAAUUUUCAUUUAUAUUUUCUCCAAGUUGGUAAAGAAAAUGUAUCAUAAAUACUAUCUAACAAUAUAUAGAAAGAUGCUUCAGGUGAUGCUUGAUCAAAUGGGAUUGCAUGUAUAAUAUUAUAAUUUUUUUCUUACUUAGAA